Fibroporia radiculosa is the source of this 675-nucleotide messenger RNA. RefSeq lists its product as uncharacterized. Lineage: Eukaryota; Fungi; Basidiomycota; Agaricomycetes; Polyporales; Fibroporiaceae. The record is from RefSeq and is a predicted model, not a curated record. Bases 1 to 675 code for a protein of 224 amino acids. The transcript has 2 exons.
AUGGGACGCGACGCACAAGCGAAGGCUUCUCGCAAGGCAUUAGCUAAGGAUACUGAUCGCGCUCUUCAGCAGCUCUUGAAACGGGACAAGGAGGGGUCGAGGGCACUUGCCUCUGCGCGAGAGUUCGGCAAGAAGCUAGCCAGCAAGGCGAGGAAGGGCAAGGCGCCUGCAGCGAAGGAGAAGAGCCGGUUGGAUGCCUCUCGCGCCAUGUCUGACUCCGAUUCUGAGACUGGUGAGCAAGACGAAGAUGGCGACGACGCAAAGACGAUGCGAAAGACUGCGUAUUCUGCCCAACUAAUAAGGCAGCUCGGCUUUGACCCGUCCGCGAAGGAAGGCAAGAGUUCGACUAGCUCGGUCGUGAAGAGCAAGCUUGACGCGCUGGCAGCUUCACAAGUCUCCCGAAGGGACAUAGAUUUGGGUCCAAGACGAGGGAAGAAGAGUUCCUGCGUCAAACGCCCUGAUGUUCCUGGUCCAACGUUACUGCAGAACAAGAAGACCGCCGAUCAAUCGCAACCUGAUGGCUCCGUGCAUCUUCCGCGUUCUGACGAUGAAAGUGAUCUGGAGGUACAAGAAGCUGCAGUGUUCGGACGGCCGGUCGCACUUUUAUCGUCGACAAGCAAUACGGUGAAUCUGGAUAGCAGUGAUACUGAACUAGAAGUAGAGCCGCCUGUAUGA